UAUGAAUGUAUUUGUUGUCUUUUUUGCUGUUGUUUUUGUUGUGAUUUUCUACUGCAGUCACUGUGAUUUCCAAUGCAAAUUUCCCACUGCGACAAUUACGUCUAUCUUACAGUAUUAUUUUAUUUUGUAAAUCAAAGUUAACCAGCUUUUUGUUCUUUGAUUGAAUAUGAAAAGUUGCAUUUGUAGUAUAUGAUAUUGUGAUAUUGUGUUUCUUUUCCCACAAGUGUAAGAAACAAGAAGAUCUUUGAGAAGAUGGAGCCUCUGGUGGUUUCCUCACAGCUUGGGAACAGCAGCAAUGACUCUGGAUCUUGUCUGGGGGAGAGCCAGCACGUGUCCAUCGCUGUCCUCCUGUGCCUGGUCUUCUUCCUGGGCUUCCUCCUGAACACCUUCAGCCUCUGGGUCUUCUGCUGCCGGUUGACCUGCUGGACCUGUGGAACCACACUGCAGUUCCACUUGGCCCUCAGCGACGCCAUCGCCACCCCAGUCACUCCCAUGAUAGCGGUGUACUUUGCCAUGGGCAAUGAUUGGCCCUUUGGUCGGUUCCUGUGCCAAGUCAAGAUUGCCCUGCUUAGUUUGCAUUUCUACGGCAGCACCAUAUUCCUCACUCUCAUCAGCAUCCAUCGGUACACAGCCGUGGUGCACUACAACAGAAGCUCCUGCAUGAAACGGAAGAAGUUUGUCAGGAAUCUGUGUGCAGGAAUUUGGUCUCUGCUACUGAUUCAGGCUCUGAUCUACGCUUUAUUGCUUCCUCCUAGUAAAGAGGGCAGUAACAGUCAAUGCCUCACCAUCCAUCAGAGGAACCUAUCAGACACCUACUUUGUCAUUAACUUCAUCCUGUUCAUCUUUGGGUUUCUACUCCCUUUUCUUCUGUCAGCUGUUUUGUAUGGCCGUCUGACGAAAACCUUAGCUCACCUCAACAUCAGCACGGCUAAAGGUCUGAAUGUCAAGGUGAAAUCUCAGAGGAUGAUCGCCAUGUGUCUGGUGAUAUUUGGGCUGUGCUUUCUGCCUCUGAACGUGGUACGAACCGUGGGAGUGAUACUUAAAAAAUACUACCCGCAUGAAUGCCAUGUUCUUCUGCAGAUCGAGACAGCGUAUUAUGUAUCCUGGAUUAUAGCAGGGGUAAACAGCUGCCUUGAUCCACUGCUGUACUGUUUUGGUUCGCAAAAUUUUCGAGAUGCAUUCCAGUCUUUCAAGAUUAGGAAGGGAGAAGGUCUGCCAAGAACUGAUUCAGAAAUUACUGCAAAUCAGUAACAUUGGGGCUGCAUCUCAU
This is a messenger RNA of Sander lucioperca (pikeperch), 1270 nucleotides long. RefSeq names its product P2Y purinoceptor 4. Lineage: Eukaryota; Metazoa; Chordata; Actinopteri; Perciformes; Percidae. The transcript has a single exon. Gene Ontology annotation, biological process: G protein-coupled receptor signaling pathway. Gene Ontology annotation, molecular function: G protein-coupled receptor activity. Gene Ontology annotation, cellular component: plasma membrane. The record is from RefSeq and is a predicted model, not a curated record. The coding region runs from base 253 to 1251 and encodes 332 amino acids.